Penicillium angulare is the source of this 1464-nucleotide messenger RNA. Its product is annotated as Heterokaryon incompatibility. The transcript has a single exon. Lineage: Eukaryota; Fungi; Ascomycota; Eurotiomycetes; Eurotiales; Aspergillaceae. The record is from RefSeq and is a predicted model, not a curated record. The coding region runs from base 1 to 1464 and encodes 487 amino acids.
AUGAAUCGAAAGGACAAUACUAUUCAUCCUGAGAUGAAGUGGCUCAUAGAUUCGACAACAUGUGAUUUGGUCGACGCACAAAAAUUACCAAAAGGCGAAAGACAGUACGCUAUUCUAUCGCACACUUGGCGACAGAAUUACCGUGAACCAUCAAUGCCCGGGUCUUUGCCAAAAUCGCGAACAGGAAUUUCUGAAGUCCAAUACGAGGACAUGCAGGGGCUCCAUCACCACCGAGAUCAGGUGAAGCCGCAUGGGUGGAGAAAGGUGAAGGACUUUUGCCGAUUUGCAGCAAGCCGCAAUCCCCCGCAUAAAUAUGUUUGGAUGGACACUUGUUGUAUCAAUAAAAGGAAUCAUACUGAAAUGACCAAGUCUAUUCAAAGCAUGUAUGAAUUCUAUGAGCAGGCCACGGUAUGCUAUGCCUACCUCUAUGGGGUAGACACAGGUAAUAUGAAUUGGCAUGGCGCUUUUAUGUCACAAAGGUGGUUCACCAGAGGCUGGACGUUGCAGGAACUUCUCGCCCCAAAAACACUAAUCUAUGUGGACAUGAAGUGGCGCGAAAUCGGAAACGCAGCUACAAUGGAAGCGCCAGGCGCGCUACAAGAUGUAUUGGCCAAUCCAAGUCGUCAGACCCAGGAAAUAGUCACCGGGAGUCGCCCGGUCCUGUCAAAUGAUAUGGCCACUCAACUUGCAUGGGCUGCGAGACGGCAGCUGAGUCGCGUGGAAGACCAAGCUUAUUCGCUUCUUGGGUUGUUACGGAUCAAGAUAGACAUCAACUAUGGAGAGGGAAAUAACGCCUUCUUACGUCUUCAGAUGGCUCUCAUCCAGGAGUAUCGAGACAUCUCUAUACUUGCAUGGUAUACAAACACUGGUAAUAAAACCUUUCAACUUAUGGAAAUGUUCGUUUGUCAGUUUGUUAAUGAAGCGACAGAUAUUGAAAAGGCUUACAAAAAGCGCCAUCAAGUCGAACAGAAGCCCACCUUUGGUAUCCUGGCACCAAGUGUAGACUUCUUCUAUAAAGAGCACUCAGCAAAGAGACUUCUCGAUGGGAACUGGAAUGGCCAGGCUCAGACGUCGAUUGGAUAUGAACGUGGCCAUGAUUAUCUUACUCUCACAACGACAAUACUUCGAAUCACCAUCACAAUCAAGUACGAUGGCGACAUACGAGUUUCCGAGAUUUCCGAGGAGAAAUAUGUCGCACAGGUGAUGCACAACAGCAAGACGAAUACGAGGGUAGGUAUAAUCUUGGUGCCAGAUCCCAGACACCCGGGGAAGAAGGGAAAGGAAAGACGCUUCAUGCGAAAAUUCCAUGAUCAGGCUCUAUUUCUUUUCAAAUAUGAUCCUAAGGAAAACUUGAAGUCAUGCAAAGGAGUCUUUAAUCCAGGAUAUCUUCAUGUCGACUUUCCGAGACUUUCAGAGCAUCCUGUUGAGCCUUAUCCCCUGCGAGAGGUUCGCAUCAGUUUGUAA